AAGUCACACAGUACGCCGGUUGUGCUAGUAUUUUCCUCUAAGGUUUUAUCGUCUUGUUACAUAAUUCUUUACCUUUAUGUUAUUGACAAAUACGUUGUUUUUAUUAAACAGUAGGACGACGAUCGGUUGUGGAUACGUUCCAGUUUUGAACGUUUUGUGGGAGUGAAUUGUACAGUGCGGCUUACUUAGCAGUCCUGUGCUACUUAUGACAACAUCUUUUCACUGUCAUCAUGUUAGGACACAUAGCUAGACGAUUUGGUCAUCAGAUGUCUAAUGGAUUGAAAGGAAUGAAUCUUCCCCAUGUGCUUACUAAAGAGACCCACAGGCACCUCCAGUCCCCAUUCCAGACCAUCUGUCCCGUUUCGAUGAUGUCGCUGUGGCCCUUCUCAGGGAAGCCGCAGGACUUCAGUCAGCCAAACUCUUCGUGGAGUCCAGAGAUGGUUAGACUUUACGAGCAUUAUAAUGCAUUGUGUGAUGCAGAAAACGAAAACGGAGAAAAAAAGAGAGGGCCAUGGCGGAAGUUGCCCAGCUACGACCGCACCAUCAAAUAUGCCACAGGGGGCAUACAUCUCAGCAAACUGGUCCAGGCCAAAGCUCGACUUUUCACGAGAUGUAUUGAAGAGGAGGGUGCAGCAUUUGAAUAUGUGACUUUUCUCAAUAAAGUGGAGAAGACCUGUGUUUGUGUGUUUCAGGCGGGACAUCUACUAGAAGGGGCACCUGGUCAUCUACAUGGAGGUGCUAUAGCCACCAUGAUUGACACGGUGACAGGUACACUUGCCGGCUACUUGUCAGGACCUGUUAUGACAGCCUAUCUUAACACAAACUACCGCAGUCCAGUUCCUCUGGGCAGUGUGUUGUUAAUCCACUGUGCUCUGGAUCGAAUAGAGGGCAAAAAAAUCUUUGUCAAUUGCAAAGUAACCAGCAGCGAUGAGUCUAAACUUCACACUGAAGCCGCAGCUCUUUUUGUGUCAAUAAAUAUAGGUCCUUUAUUUGGAACACGAAGCUAAGAGGACCCAAGAUUUCACCACCGGGCUGUGCAUAUUUGUAUUUACCUUUGCAGUGACUAACUGAUGUGGCUGAUAGUUUACCUCCGCUCUGUGAAUGAGGUCUCCAGAAAUGCACACAUGUAAGAAAUAAACAGGGCACCCACUUAUAUGUCUUCACUAUAACUUGCUGCCUCAUUUUAGUACUAUUUUAAAGAUUAUUUUAAUCCUGUUAAUUUAUUCAUUUUUAUGUGAUUAGUAUUUACUUCUUUUUCUAUAUAAACUGCUUUAACGGUGUGUUGAACAACUGUUUCUGGAGUAUUUAAUUUUGCCAAAUGAAUACCUCAGUUAUAUAAUGCAUAUUGCGUUUAAGAGGAUGUUACAUAUCUUGUUGUGAAUUAAAGGGGUGCUGUAAAAUUAUGAUAUAUAGUGUUAUGAUAUGGUAAUGAUUGAGUGAUAAUAUAUUUACAACUGCUGCAUUCUUAUUCAUAAAAGCUAUUAAU
Messenger RNA from Triplophysa dalaica, 1486 nucleotides. It is a transcript of the gene them4, whose product is annotated as thioesterase superfamily member 4. Lineage: Eukaryota; Metazoa; Chordata; Actinopteri; Cypriniformes; Nemacheilidae. The coding region runs from base 231 to 1007 and encodes 258 amino acids. The transcript has 7 exons. The record is from RefSeq and is a predicted model, not a curated record.